Molecule: messenger RNA, 365 nt
Organism: Durusdinium trenchii
Lineage: Eukaryota; Dinophyceae; Suessiales; Symbiodiniaceae
Source: the annotation of a GenBank genome assembly
AUGGCAAGAGAUUUGGCACCACAUUCGAAAGACGGCACGGAAGGUCCUCAGAUGUCCAAGGUGAGGCUAGCGGCGGCUGCGGUCAAGCUGUGCAAACCGUGUAGCAAGCAAGCAGCUGCACACGCUGUUGCGCGCCCCUCCAUGCCGCAACAGCAGCUGAUAGCACCGGUGUCAGAUUGGAACAAGGCAGAACUGGUGUCAGAUGCUGCGUGCUUCUGGUGGCUGGACUCUGAACAGAAGUGGCAUCACUGGCGAUAUGACGUGAAGCGCUUCUUGUGCGACCCCGGGAUCUCCAUCGUCGCCAUGGCCCGGGAGACCGAAAGCGAGCGCUGCGCGCGGAUGGGACGCGGUCGAAAGCGGAUCGA